Larimichthys crocea (large yellow croaker) is the source of this 12792-nucleotide messenger RNA. RefSeq names its product versican core protein. The transcript has 8 exons. Gene Ontology annotation, cellular component: synapse; perineuronal net. The record is from RefSeq and is a predicted model, not a curated record. The coding region runs from base 12 to 11489 and encodes 3825 amino acids. Gene Ontology annotation, molecular function: calcium ion binding. Gene Ontology annotation, biological process: positive regulation of neuroblast proliferation; glial cell differentiation; skeletal system development. NCBI's taxonomy places the organism in Eukaryota, Metazoa, Chordata, Actinopteri, Sciaenidae.
AAACCCAGGACAUGUUCACUCAGACCUCCUCUGUCACAGCUACACCAUCCCUUUACAGCACUGUGGCUUCAUCAUCAGUGUCACCUGAAACACCAGCAAAUGUAACCACAAGUGAGAUGGACAAAGCAUCAGUAACAUCAGAAUCCAGUAGUAGUUUCCCAACAACAGAUGAAGAGAGCUCAGGUGAACAGACAACUGAGAUGUCCAGCAAAGAGACUACAGCGCCUACAUUCUCCUCAUUGUUUAGCACAGAGAGGCCAACGGCAUUGCCAGUUAGAGAACAGGACAGUACCGUCAUAGUCCAGACAGAGAAACCCUCAGUAUCUCCAAUUACUGCUAAGACAGAGUACAGUUCCAUUUCUACCCCAGCAGAUGACCAAGGCUCAGGCAACCAAACCCAGGACAUGUUCACUCAGACCUCCUCUGUCACAGCUACACCAUCCCUUUACAGCACUGUGGCUUCAUCAUCAGUGUCACCUGAAACACCAGCAAAUGUAACCACAAGUGAGAUGGACAAAGCAUCAGUAACAUCAGAAUCCAGUAGUAGUUUCCCAACAACAGAUGAAGAGAGCUCAGGUGAACAGACAACUGAGAUGUCCAGCAAAGAGACUACAGCGCCUACAUUCUCCUCAUUGUUUAGCACAGAGAGGCCAACGGCAUUGCCAGUUAGAGAACAGGACAGUACCGUCACAGUCCAGACAGAGAAACCCUCAGUAUCUUCAAUUACUGCUAAGACCGAGCACAUUUCCAUUUCUACCCCAGCAGAUGACGAAGGCUCAGGUGAUCAAACAGAAGACACGUUCACUCAGGCUACCUCUGUGACAGUGAUAUCGUCUCUCUACAGCACUGUGGCUUCACCAUCAAUGUCACCUGAAACACAAGCAACUGUAACCACAAGUCAUACUGAGACAGCAUCAGUAACACCAGAAUCAAGUACUUCUCUCUCAACAACAGAUGAAGAGAGUUCCGGUGACCGAAACGAAGACACGUUCACUCACAUAUCAUCUUUCACAGUUAAAUCGUUCCUGUAUAGCACUGAGGCACCAACAUCAAUGUCUCCACAACCAACAGAAAGUCUUCAAACAGAUGAGUCAGAAAAGUCAUCACUUACAGGACUACCAUCGGCUUCUCCCAUCUCUGAUGAGACAAUAACAAGAUCCACCAUAAUAGGCACUGUUGACGAUAUCAUUAGAAGUGAGCCGACUAUGGCAGCAUCCAUGACUUCAAUCAGUGGAUCCACCAAGAGUCCCGAGACGGCAACAUUGUCAUUUCUGAUGAACACUGAUAUUGAACGUCCUGAAGACAGUAGUGUUGAUUUCACUGAAGAGUACUUGCUUUUGGCAACCCCGCUCUCAUCGUUGUCUAGUACUGAGUCUGCAUCAGUUACUGCAGCUUCAUCACUCUACAGUACUGAAAAAACAACAUCCAUGUCAUCUGAUAGGCAAGCAACUGUAACCACAAGCGCGACAGAGAAAGCAUCAGUCACAUCAGAAUCAAGUACUUCUCUCUCAACAACAGAUGAAGAGAGUUCAGGUGACCAGACAACUCAGAUGUCCAGCAAAGAGACUACAGCUCCUACAGGCUCCUCAUUGUUUAGCACAGAGAAGCCAACUGCAUUGCCAGUUAGAGAACAGGACAGUACAGUCAUAGUCCAGACAGAGAAACCCUCAGUAUCUCCAAUUACUGCUAAGACAGAGUACAGUUCCAUUUCUACCCCAGCAGAUGACCAAGGCUCAGGCGACCAAACCCAGGACAUGUUCACUCAGACCUCUUCUGUCACAGCUACAUCAUCCCUUUACAGCACUGUGGCUUCAUCAUCACUGUCACCUGAAACACCAGCAACUGUAACCACAAGUGAGACGGACAAAGCAUCAGUAACAUCAGACUGGAGUACUACUUUUCCAACAACAGGAGAAGAAGGCUCAGGUGACCCAACAGAAGACAUGUUCACUCAGACCUCCUCUGUCACAGCUAAAUCAUCCCUUUACAGCACUGUGGCUUCACCAUCAAUGUCACCUGAAACACCCACAACUGUAACCACAAGUGAGACAGAGAAAGCAUCAAUCACACCAGAAUCAAGUAGUACGCUCUCAACAACAGAUGAAGAGAGUUCAGGUGACCAGACUACUGAGAUGUCCAGCAAAGAGACUACAACUCCUACAGGCUCCUCAUUGUUUAGCACAGAGAAGCCAACAGCAUUGCCGGUUAGAGAACAGGACAGUACCGUCAUAGUCCAGACAGAGAAACCCUCAGUAUCUCCAAUUACUGCUAAGACAGAGUACAGUUCCAUUUCUACCCCAGCAGAUGACCAAGGCUCAGGCGACCAAACCCAGGACAUGUUCACUCAGACCUCUUCUGUCACAGCUACAUCAUCCCUUUACAGCACUGUGGCUUCAUCAUCACUGUCACCUGAAACACCAGCAACUGUAACCACAAGUGAGACGGACAAAGCAUCAGUAACAUCAGACUGGAGUACUACUUUUCCAACAACAGGAGAAGAAGGCUCAGGUGACCCAACAGAAGACAUGUUCACUCAGACCUCCUCUGUCACAGCUAAAUCAUCCCUUUACAGCACUGUGGCUUCACCAUCAAUGUCACCUGAAACACCCACAACUGUAACCACAAGUGAGACAGAGAAAGCAUCAAUCACACCAGAAUCAAGUAGUACGCUCUCAACAACAGAUGAAGAGAGUUCAGGUGACCAGACUACUGAGAUGUCCAGCAAAGAGACUACAACUCCUACAGGCUCCUCAUUGUUUAGCACAGAGAAGCCAACAGCAUUGCCGGUUAGAGAACAGGACAGUACCGUCAUAGUCCAGACAGAGAAACCCUCAGUAUCUCCAAUUACUGCUAAGACAGAGUACAGUUCCAUUUCUACCCCAGCAGAUGACCAAGGCUCAGGCGACCAAACCCAGGACAUGUUCACUCAGACCUCUUCUGUCACAGCUACAUCAUCCCUUUACAGCACUGUGGCUUCAUCAUCACUGUCACCUGAAACACCAGCAACUGUAACCACAAGUGAGACGGACAAAGCAUCAGUAACAUCAGACUGGAGUACUACUUUUCCAACAACAGGAGAAGAAGGCUCAGGUGACCCAACAGAAGACAUGUUCACUCAGACCUCCUCUGUCACAGCUAAAUCAUCCCUUUACAGCACUGUGGCUUCACCAUCAAUGUCACCUGAAACACCCACAACUGUAACCACAAGUGAGACAGAGAAAGCAUCAAUCACACCAGAAUCAAGUAGUACGCUCUCAACAACAGAUGAAGAGAGUUCAGGUGACCAGACUACUGAGAUGUCCAGCAAAGAGACUACAACUCCUACAGGCUCCUCAUUGUUUAGCACAGAGAAGCCAACAGCAUUGCCGGUUAGAGAACAGGACAGUACCGUCAUAGUCCAGACAGAGAAACCCUCAGUAUCUCCAAUUACUGCUAAGACAGAGUACAGUUCCAUUUCUACCCCAGCAGAUGACCAAGGCUCAGGCGACCAAACCCAGGACAUGUUCACUCAGACCUCUUCUGUCACAGCUACAUCAUCCCUUUACAGCACUGUGGCUUCAUCAUCACUGUCACCUGAAACACCCGCAACUGUAACCACAAGUGAGACGGACAAAGCAUCAGUAACAUCAGACUGGAGUACUACUUUUCCAACAACAGAUGAAGAAGGCUCAGGUGACCCAACAGAAGACAUGUUCACUCAGACCUCCUCUGUCACAGCUAAAUCAUCCCUUUACAGCACUGUGGCUUCACCAUCAAUGUCACCUGAAACACCCACAACUGUAACCACAAGUGAGACAGAGAAAGCAUCAAUCACACCAGAAUCAAGUAGUACGCUCUCAACAACAGAUGAAGAGAGUUCAGGUGACCAGACAACUGAGAUGUCCAGCAAAGAGACUACAACUCCUACAGGCUCCUCAUUGUUUAGCACAGAGAAGCCAACUGCAUUGCCAGUUAGAGAACAGGACAGUACCGUCAUAGUCCAGACAGAGAAACCCUCAGUAUCUCCAAUUACUGCUAAGACAGAGUACAGUUCCAUUUCUAUCCCAGUAGAUGACCAAGGCUCAGGCGACCAAACCCAGGACAUGUUCACUCAGACCUCUUCUGUCACAGCUACAUCAUCCCUUUACAGCACUGUGGCUUCAUCAUCAAUGUCACCUGACACACCAGCAACUGUAACCACAAGUGAGACGGACAAAGCAUCAGUAACAUCAGACUGGAGUACUACUUUUCGAACAACAGAUGAAGAGAGCUCAGGUGACCCAACAGAAGACAUGUUCACUCAGACCUCCUCCGUCACAGCUAAAUCAUCCCUUUACAGCACUGUGGCUUCACCAUCAAUGUCACCUGAAACACCCGCAACUGUAACCACAAGUGAGACAGAGAAAGCAUCAAUCACACCAGAAUCAAGCAGUACACUCUCAACAACAGAUGAAGAGAGUUCAGGUGACCAGACAACUGAGAUGUCCAGCAAAGAGACUACAACUCCUACAGGCUCCUCAUUGUUUAGUACAGAGAAGCCAACUGCAUUGCCAGUUAGAGAACAGGACAGUGACGUCCCAGUCCAGACAGAGAAACCCUCAGUAUCUCCAAUUACUGCUAAAACAGAGCAAGGUUCCAUUUCCACCCCAGCAGAUGACGAAGGCUCAGGCGACCAAACCAAGGACAUGUUCACUCAGACCUCCUCUGUCACAGCUAAAUUUUCUCUCUACACAACUGAAGCACCAACAUCAAUGUCACCUGAUACAAAAGCAACUGUAACCACAAGUCAUACUGCGAAAGCAUCAGUCACACCAGAAUCAAGUACUUCUCUCUCAACAACAGAUGAAGAGAGUUCAGGUGACCAGACAACUGAGAUGUCCAGCAAAGAGACUACAACUCCUACAGGCUCCUCAUUGUUUAGCACAGAGAAGCCAACUGCAUUGCCAGUUAGAGAACAGGACAGUACAGUCAUAGUCCAGACAGAGAAACCCUCAGUAUCUCCAAUUACUGCUAAGACAGAGUACAGUUCCAUUUCUACCCCAGCAGAUGACCAAGGCUCAGGCAACCAAACCCAGGACAUGUUAACACAGACUUCUUCUGUCACAGCUACAUCAUCCCUUUACAGCACUGUGGCUUCACCAUCAGUGUCACCUGAAACACCAGCAACUAUAACCACAAGUGAGACAGACAAAGCAUCAGAAACAUCAGACUGGAGUACUACUUUUCCAACAACAGAUGAAGAAGGCUCAGGAGACCAAACUCAAGACAUGAUCACUCAGACCUCCUCUGUCACAGCUAAAUCAUUCCCUGACAGCACAGAGGCCUCGCCCUCAAUGUCAUCUGAAACAUUCAUAUUUGUAAGCACAAGUGAGACAGAAAAAGCAUCAGCAACAUCAGAGUCCAGUAGUACUUUCCCAACAACAGAUGAAGAAACUUCAGGUGACCAAACGUCCAGCAAAGAGUCUACAUCUCCUACAGCAUCCUACUUGUUUAGCACAGAGAAACCAACAGCAUUGCCAGUUAAAGAGGAAGACAGUGAUGCAACAAGAUUGACAGAAAGUCCAUCAGUAACUCCUUAUCCUCCCACAGCAGAUGUCACAGUGACAACAGCACUUGGAACUGGAUCAAAUGAAAUCUUACUGUCCCAUGUAACCCCAGCUUCAUCUCUCUACAGUACUGAGAAACCAACACCAGUGCCACCAACUGCCUCCAGCAGUUCUCAAAGCAAAGUCCCAUUCUUUACAUCCACAGAUGAAAGUCAGAUAGCUGAGACUCACAGCACAUCACAGCCUGGUAUUAAAUCAUCAACCCAAUCCUCCCCAUACUUCAUGACAGAUAGUUCUAUAUAUUCUACCCAGUUUUCUGACACAAUUGAGGCAGAAACACAAUCAGUUUCUGAUUCAGGAAGUGGUGAUUCAAUGGAUGAAGGGUACUCAGGAGAUGAUACAUCUGCAUUCACAGAUGAAACUCCCCAAGCAACAACAAAAGUGACUGGGCAAGCCUCUGUGGAACAAACAACCUUCGCAACAACCACAUCUAGACCAUCAGUUACAUCCAUAUUUGUUGAAAAAGACAGUUCAAGUAAUACAGAAUUUUUAACUGUCACAACAAGUCCCUAUAUACUUAAAACCUCUCAACCCAUGGCUAUCCCCAGUGUCACAGUUUCUACCACAAAGGAAACCUCUACUGACAUGGAGGGCUCUGGGUCUGGUGACUCAACCGAAGACGAUCUGGAGCCAGGUACAGAGGGAUCUGGUGCAGAGGUAUCCAUUGAAACUACCACAAAACCCCAGGAUGAAUUUACUGUGACCACAGAUGAGGCUGAAACAGACGACUCUGACACGUUAAGUGCUACAUUCUCGACUCACUCCAGUACACAGCUUACCAAGGAAUUUAUGUCAUCAACCCAAUCUCCACACGUGACAAGCACAGAGAUGAACAUUUCUGAGCAGGGCAGUGGGGUCUUCACAGAUGAUUCUGCAGUUGAGGAUGCCGACUUUUUUGAACCAGUCAAAUCAAGUUCUUCUGUAAUAACCACUACUUUAGAAGCUACAAAGCAAAUAGUUUUGACCUCUAGUCCUUUUACUGUCACUGAGAAGAGCUUAAGUGACCAUACAACAUAUAAGUCCACUGACAAUGUUAUUACACAAAAAACUACAGGCACUGCAGCUUCGUCCCUAUACAGCACAGAGGGGCCAACAACAAUGACUCCUGAAAUGCACACUUCAACAGUUCAGGGGAGCUCAGCUUAUAUGUUCUCUCAGACAACUCCCUACAUGCCUACAUCUUCAACUGAAAAACCAGUUGAGCUACUUAUGAGUAGUACUUCUCCAACCGCAGUUACAAGCUCAUUGUAUACAGAGGAUGGUGGUUCAGGUGACCAUACUACUACUACUGAUGUUCUUACUGCAAUGGAUGCUACAGUGCCUUCGGUCUUUAGCACAAAUGAACCAACAAUGGCAGAAGCCUCUCAUGAAAGUGCAUCUGCUUAUAGUACAAAUACUUCCCUGUUCUCCCCAGAGAAACCAACACCAAGUCCAGCCUUUACUUUGACAGAGAGAGAAAGUUCUAGUGACCAAACCACUGAGAUUACCUCAAAGCCAACAGUAAUGGAGAGUGUCACAUUCGGAGAAGCAACAGGUGAAACCCAAACCCUUAUUUCUGUUACACCAACCUCUGAUGAGCAGGUUUCCUCACGGGAGAGCGAAGUUACUCCAGACACAGAAAGUCUUAUCAGUUCUGAGGCAACAGAGCCUCCUGUUUCAAUCACUGGGGAAAAUUAUGUUACUCAUGCUGAGAAUAUGACGCAAUCCUUCUUUACAACUAUGUCCCCCCAUACAAUUGGAGCUUCAGUUAGUGAUCUCACUACAGUUGACUUCACCAAACUAAGCUCCAGCAUUGAACACAAGCAAGAUGAGUUCACAUCUAUGUCCACCCCCAUCCCAUCCAUUAUAUAUCAUAGUGUCACAGACCAACAGGUCGUGAUCAUCACUCCCAGUAGCAGCCAAGCCAAUACUGACCUAACUGAACAAACACCUACCAUGGUCCUACAUGUGUCUAAACCAUCAGCCAGCGCAACCAUUAUAUUUACAGAGGAUGUAAAAGAUGAAGAUGAGCUGUUCUCUGCAGUUACAGACAGUAUCAGGGAAAGCAGCUCCACUCCUGAGCUCUUCACCAAAGAUGAUACUAUCAUUGAUGCAGAUAUCUCCAUAGUUCCCUCUUCAUUUUACCCGACCAUCCAGACAGAGGAGGCUGGAGGUGUCACAGCAGUAACAAUGACACAAAAGUCUGAACUAACAGAACAAUUAGAGGGUUCAGGUGACAUCUUCCUUUCUCCUACACCAGUAACAUUAGAUGCAUCCUCAGCCACUGAUUCAUCACUAGCCUCAACAUCCUCUCAAUACUUACUGUCUACUGUAAAACCAUCAAAUGUAGAAGAUAUGUCUAGUAUGGAGGAAUCCAGUGAGGAGACAGUCACAUCCACAUCACAUGCCACCCCAGUUACUACUGUGUCCACAAAGUCAAGCUCUGAAGAAAAACACAUUUUAACUACACCCCUAGGGACUCAUACCAAACCAGUUCAACAUCUGGUGAUGAAUGAUUCAUCAGUCGAGGACACUGAUAAUGGCACUGAGUCUGUCACUGAGAUUGCUGCCUCCUCAUCUUUGCCAUCUGAAACUGAAACAACAUAUAUAAGCUCAAUCACUCCAGUGUCCAGUGAGGAGUACAUGGUCAGCCCAGUUGAAAAAGAAACAGUGACACCAUCGGUCACUCCACUGUCAGAUUUUACUGAUACAGAUACCUCAAGGGAUACAACUUCUGGUAUACUGACAGAUUCCACAGUGAAAGCUGAACGAGUAACAUUUUCAGUUACCUCACCUGAACUUGGCACCGGGGAAACUAAAAUAGCAGUAUCAGAUACUGCUUCCAGUCUCUACAGCACUAGGAAACCAACUGUCACAUCCUCUGCUGAUGUUACUGGGAAGGAGAGAUUACAUCAAACUCAUAUGACGGAAUCUGUGACACAGACAGCUCUUUCUCCGCACAGUACAAAGAAAAUGGACCAAAUGCUAUCCACAACAAAAUUAUCUCUUCCAUACAGCACUGAUAAACCUUCAGUGCCAAGUAACACAGAUGUCGCUGGUAUAGAGGGCUCUGGAGUUGAGAUAUCAGAUACCACAACUGCAUCACCUAAGACAGUGACAUCUGAGAGCAAAAAGACUGCAGCCACUCCAGUAUUCCCUCUGUUCAACACAGAAAACCCCACCACCAUUACCCAAGAGGAUGAAACUCGAACAAGUGCUCUAACCACAGAGGAAGAGAAAGGAUCAUCGCCAGUUUCAUCCUUUACCGACAGAGCAACAUCAACUCCAACACAUAAAGACAGCACAAGGGACCAUGUCACCUCUAUAUCUACAAAUGAAUCAGUUUCUACAACCACAGUGUCUUCUCUACAAAGCACUCCAAAGCCUGAUGUGAUGGUUCGAUUUGUCACCACUUUUGUCCCAGAACCAGAUACAACGCCACCUGAAGGGUCCUUCCAACAGGCCAGGUCUGAGACCACAUUCACUCAUCAUCCCCAAACUGACAUUUCCUCUGAGAAAACUGUUUUAGCCACAAGCCCAAUGUUACCCAGUGAGGAGUCCAGCCAGCACUUUGAAACUAGUGAUGUAACUCUGCAGACUGGAGUUACAGCUACAUCACUGGAAUAUAAGACAGCUGAACCACCGAGCGGAGCACCUAAGACCAAUGAACUUUCAACUGAUGAUGGAGGUAGCACAGAUUCCAAAGAGACUAAAGUAGUAGUCACCACAAUGCCAGCUGAACACAUUUCUUUUGAACUUACUUCAAAUGUCCCUUCAGAAUCAGCAACACUACCUGAUGAUAUUAUCCAAUAUGUCGCAACAGUUUCCCCUGUACAACAACUAACAACACCUCAGAAGUCUUUUGAACAAGCCAGGUCAGAGACUGCCCUAACACACCGUCCACUCACUGAUCUUUCUUCUCAGGAUGUAUCAGUGACCACAACUCACCCUGUGUUUGUGAGUCAUGAAACAAGCCAGAUUACAGAAUCACCAACUGUGCCUGCCACCACUUCUUUGGUGACUAGAGCUUCAGUGGAGGAUGGGACAGUUGAAGCCACUGUUGAUCAGGUUUUAUUUGGUGCAAAGACUGAACCAUCUCCAGAUACAGAUACAGAUUAUUAUGAUACAACACCAGAUUAUGAAGAACCAGACCCUCACAAAGUUGAAGCGCUUCCACCAAAACUUGAUACUUCAACACCAAGAGAAACAGUAGUGCUCAGUACUACACCACCUGUUGUUUCUCUAACAUCUAAGAGUCAUCCUGUUAAGUCAGUGAGCAGUAGUGAAAGUAGCUCAGAAGAAACGGAAGCCCAGUUACCUGUAGAAGCAGCAGCUAUCACUUUCUUGCCUUCUGCGUCAGCUCCCAUCAGUGCAACAUCCUCCUCUAGUUCUGAGAGUGGAUCAAAAGAACCAACCAUGUCAGGAAAGCAAGAAAGCAUGUCCACAGAAAGCCCUGUAAAGCUGCAUGGUGAUAUUGUUGAGAAUAUCACCUCUGCGCUCCUAUCUGCCACAACUGAGUCACCCUUCAUCCUUAGCACUGGGGUUGAAAGUGGGUCAGUCAGUUCUGAGAGUGUAUCUGAAGACAUGACAACUACAAAGAAACCAAACAUUGAAAACAGGCUAAAGCCGUCUCUGUCCCCAGAUGAAAUCCAGACCGUAUUCAAGGUAAAUGCUACCACAGCUUCAAAACUGGAGUCCACUAGUGUUGAUAGCAAAUCUGAGAAAGAGAACAUUGUGGACAAAAUUGAAGAAGAUGUCUCUCCCCAGACUGAAAUACCUACAAGGACCCAUACAGAGUUCACAACAUUGACACCAACUCUAGCGCAAAGCCAGCCAGUGCCAGUUGUAUCUGUAGCCACCACUCCAUCAUUACCUUUUUCUGAGGUGGAUAACAAUGACAUUACUGCACUACCGGACACAGGACUUGAUUUGGGGCACACUGUCAUUGGCGAGACUGUUGAAAUUCCAGAAGUUUACUUAUGUUCAACGAAUAUUUGUGUGAAUGGAGGAUCUUGCUACAAGACUGGAAACAUCUAUAAAUGUAGCUGUCCUCCUGGUUACAGUGGUGAACGCUGUGAAAUAGAUACUGAUGAGUGUCAGUCAAACCCCUGCCGCAAUGGAGGUACAUGUGUUGAUGGGCUGGCCUCCGUCACAUGUUUGUGUCUCCCAAGCUACUCUGGAGAGUAUUGUGAGGAGGAUACAGAAACAUGUGACUAUGGCUGGCACAAGUUUCAGGGCCACUGCUACAAGUACUUCCCGAAUAGAAGAAACUGGGACACAGCAGAGAGAGAGUGUCGCAUGCAGGGAGCUCAUCUGACCAGCGUCCUCUCCCACGAGGAGCAACAGUUUGUCAACCGUCUUGGACAGGAUUACCAGUGGAUCGGCCUGAAUGAUAAGAUGUUUGACAGUGACUUCCGCUGGACUGACGGCAGCCCUAUGCAAUAUGAAAACUGGAGGCCCAACCAACCUGACAGCUUCUUCACGUCUGGUGAGGACUGUGUUGUGAUGAUAUGGCAUGAGGACGGCCAGUGGAAUGAUGUUCCAUGCAACUACCACCUCACAUAUACCUGCAAGAAGGGCACAGUGGCCUGUAGCCAGCCCCCUCUGGUGGAGAAUGCACGCACCUUUGGUAAGACACGUGAGAGAUAUGAGAUCAACUCGCUGGUGAGGUACCAGUGUCGGACAGGCUUUAUUCAGAGGCACGUCCCAACUAUCCGUUGUCGUGGGGAUGGGCGAUGGGAUAGCCCUAAAAUCUCUUGCCUGACUCCAUCAAACUAUCAGAGGACCUUUAUCAGGAGACAUCAACACAAUAGUCUCUACAGCAUCAACAACUUCAAGAGAUUCCAGGAUGAUGCCUUGCACAUUCACCAACAACUCUACCGGGGGAGGAGAGACAGGACUGAACAUAAGCGCAAGAGACAGUGAUUGUCUUGUAACAUGGCACAGUUUCGCCAAGACAAAGAAUUGCUUGUGUGAAAAGAGCAAAAAUGAUUCUUAAACAAAAAGCACAAAGGAUAACUCAUCAAAGAAACCAAGAGGAUAACCUGCAGUUUUCUUGCAUUUUGGAUGACGAUGGAAUUUUAUGAAGUGCCUUUUAAAGAGAUGUUGAUUCAUGACUUUUCUUAACAAGGGGCACUGUUUUUUUAACAACGCCAAUGUGGAUAAAUACUUUCAGCUGGCUACUGGAAAAGCAAAAAGUACACUCAUCAUUCUUUUUUAGACUGCAGAAGAUUUUUCUUUGUCCUUUAGCUUAUCAAAUAACGCAUUCAUGAUUGUUGUCUAAUACCUUUGUACACCGACUGUGCUAUUUGAAAUCACCAUAAGUGUUCCUUAUUCAUAGAAAAGAAGCUGGUGUGAAAUUAUAGCGCUUACAUUAUGUAAAGGAAUCCUUUAUGUUGUCGUGCUGUUUUAAGCUGGACUUCAUUUUAACAAGCAUGCAUGCAUAUGCAUAUAUAAUGAAGUCCUCAUGUUUUUAACUAUGUUUAUUCUAUGUCAAGAGAUCCAAGUUUGGCUUCUCAAAACACAAACGGAGGCAUCAUGUGCAAUGAUUGAUGCAAUGGACAUUAUAUGACAUAUUUAUAGAACUGCAGACCUUUAUAAAGAAAUCUUUCUCUAGUCAUCAAAGCACAUUCUGAAACAUGGUUUCACAUCUUUGCUUGUAGUAGUUACUCAGAUUCCAGAUCAUUAAUACACCCAAGAAUCAAGUCUGGGGGAAAAAAAGUCACUCAGUUAACUAUUGAAGUCCUUCUUUAUAGUGGCAGCUUUCCAAGUACACACACCUUUCAUUAGCUUCAGCUUUCACUCGAUAUCAUCAGUGUCUUGUUAUGAUAAAUGUUUAUGGAUUGAUUUCUAUAGAGAGAUUUAAAAAAAACAACAUUUGUAUGAUAUUUUUGAAUUUUAAUAUGAGAGAGCUUUCUAAGUACUUACCUACAAAGCGUUUAUUCACCAAUUGAAAUCGAUCAACUAUUUUAAAAUGAAAGAAGGGAAGUGUGGCUCAAGUAGCCUGUAUUUUCUGGUCAUGUGUGUUUGGUGCAUAACUUACAAAUAGUUGCUACAGCAUGUUUACAAUAGCUGUUAUGCUGUUCAUAAUUAUACACCAAAGAGUCUUGCUUACGUUUGCUCUUGUGCUGUAGCUUGUGUUGGAUUUCUAGGUAACACUCUUCUUCUGCACACUUAACACUUCUGUUAUUGUGGUCAAUUGGAAUCAGCCAUUGAGAGAAUGUAUUUU